This is a messenger RNA of Caenorhabditis remanei, 675 nucleotides long. RefSeq lists its product as uncharacterized. The transcript has 5 exons. Lineage: Eukaryota; Metazoa; Nematoda; Chromadorea; Rhabditida; Rhabditidae. The record is from RefSeq and is a predicted model, not a curated record. The coding region runs from base 1 to 675 and encodes 224 amino acids.
AUGACUGACAACUCAUCUUUUCAAAACUCGUCAUUUUCCGAUGACUUAUUCUCUUCAAUUAGUUCACCACCAGUCACAAUUCGACGUCCUGUGGAUAUGACAUCUCCUGCUCUUCUAUCUUCACAUUCCAGCCCGUAUCCCAGAGAUCCCAAUUCUAGCCCAUUUCAAAUCGCAACGCCUGUCAUAAUCACUCCAGUUGAAGCAAGAUCUACUAGAGAUUUGAUUCGAGUGAAUCGUCUUCGACGAAUCAGAAGAAAUCGAGAAUCUCGUUCCGUUUUGAGCAGUAUUCGACGCCGUCUUUCAAUGGUUUCACUUGGAGAAAAUCGAACUGAAAUUCAAUUGAAUACUCCGAGAACAUUGCCAAGAAGUCGAAGGAAUCCGUCAGAUGUUGAAACUGCAAAUGUCCCUUCUGACUCUUCGAAUUGUGCAAAGAUGAGAGAAAUCAAUCGACUUGAGUCAAUAAAUUUCGCAGUUAUGUCAUUGGAAACUGAUAAUGAAGAAGAGAUUUCUGAAGCAUUGAAUAUGUUGGAAUGGAGUAUUCAACUAAUGAAUUCUGAGACUGAAAUGAUCAAUAAAAUUCUUAAAAACUUCGAAGAAGAGAAAUCGAAGAGAAUACGAAAAUGGGAACAAAUUGAACUGAUUUUGAGUAUUCUUCAUGAAGAAGACAAUAAAUAA